Molecule: messenger RNA, 378 nt
Organism: Microbotryum saponariae
Lineage: Eukaryota; Fungi; Basidiomycota; Microbotryomycetes; Microbotryales; Microbotryaceae
Source: the annotation of a GenBank genome assembly
AUGCCUGACAGGCCUACGGCCUCGCGUGAACGACCUGCUCGCCCUGCUCGAGUCUUGUUGCGGAUGAUGGGCGCGCGUACCGGCGUUGAUGGGGCGCGAGCCGACGAGCUGGGUAGGUGUGUCAGUAGCGAUUGGGUGGCGGCGGGGGCAGGCUGCUGUCGUAAGGGGGUCGACGACGAACCGACGGGAGGGAGCGCGGCGCUGAGUGGGGCACAGUCGUAUAGGUUGAGGUUUGCGCUUGAGCUUGCGCUUGAGCUUGCGCUUGAGCUUGCGCUUGUGCUCGAUGUCGGGCCCGAAUUUGUCGCGACUGAGGUCGAGGGCGGGGUCGAGGGCCGGGUCGAGGUCGAGGUUGAGGUUGAGGCCGAGGUAGGACCUUGA